GUCACUUUUGUUCCGUCGGUCUAAAAAUAAUGGUAGUUUGAUUAAAUAGUGAUAAAGUAUUUCACAAAGUGUAAAAUUGAUUUGCAUUAUAAGUGCGUCACCUAAUUAUCGGUGCAAUUGAAAAAAAAUGGGUCGUGGUAGACCGAAGCGGGAAAAUCCCAGUAACGGGGACGCGCCGGCAGCUAAAGUAGCUCGCAGUACCACCAAAUUCGAACUUCCCCUUCCCGUGCUGCCGAAACCAUGCGGAAAUGUUCUCUCGUGCGGCCAGGGAGAAGUGGGCCAGCUCGGCCUGGGCGAGGAUGUCAUGGAAAAGACGCGGCCGGCUUUGAUCGAUAGCUUGAAGGACAUCGUGGAGAUAUCGGCCGGCGGCAUGCACAAUCUGUGCCUGAACCGAAAGGGGGAGGUGUUCUCGUUCGGAUGCAACGACGAAGGUGCCCUGGGACGGGCCACAGCCGACGAAGAAGGUUCGGAAUUCGAACCGCGAAAAAUCCAGCUGCCGGCACCGUGUUUGAAGAUUUCCGCCGGCGAUUCACAUUCCGCUUGCCUGCUCAACGAUGGACGCGUCUACGCUUGGGGAUCGUUCCGGGAUUCACACGGUAACAUGGGCCUAACGUUGGAGGGAAACAAACGCCUUCCGGUCGAGGUGGUUCCCGGCCUUAAAUCAGUGGACAUUGCCUCAGGUGGAGACCACUUGGUGAUCCUCAGCGAAAACGGUCACGUGUACACGGUUGGUUGCGCCGAACAGGGCCAACUCGGACGUAUCUCUACCCGGGCCGCUUCCGGAGAAUCUCGACGUGGUAAAACCGAUCUGCUGCAGCCCGGUGUGGUCACGCUGCGCGGCAAAAAAGUCUUAGCGGAUGCAAUCUGGGCAUCUACCUAUUGCACUUUCUUCAGAGACCGCAACACGGCCAAGAUCUUUGCCUUCGGGCUGAACAACUAUUGCCAGCUGGGCAUUCCGAAUCCAAGCGAAAAUGUCGUUAAGCCGGUAUUCGUACCGGAGCAGACGGGCUUCACCGAAGUGAAAGCCAUCGCCGGAGGACAACAUCACACGUUGGUUCUGAAGACCGACAACAAAGUACACGUCAUUGGCCGAAAAGAAUACGGCCGCCUUGGCCUGGGCAAUGUGACGGAAGAUGCCAAAACUGUGACCCCCGUUGAAGCCUUGGCAGAUAAGAACGUGGUCGAGAUUUGCUGUGGAGAAAGUGCAUCUUUUGCCGUGACUGACAGCGGAGAAGUUUACGCAUGGGGAAUGGGCUCGAAUCAGCAGCUGGGAACCGGAAAGGAGGAUGAUGAAAUCACACCGACUCUCAUCAAUAGCAAACAAGUGCAAGGCAAACGGAUUCUCAAGGUGUCCAGCGGGGGCCAGCACAGUUUGUUCCUCGUUGAAGAGAAACCCACAAAGGAACCCACCCCUGUGCCAGUAGCUAAGCCUACCGCAAAAGCUACCAAAAAGACCAAGGAAGCCGACUCCACCGCCGACGAAUCGGUUCCGGAAGUAGAGGACAAGCCUAAAACGAACGGGGCCUCCACUUCAGCUGCGAAGAAGCCGGAAACGAACGGCAAGACCGAGCAGGAGGAGGAACCCCAAAAGGAAAGUAGUGAGACUGAGGCAGUAGCUGCCGAGCCCGAGAAAAAGCCAGCCGGCCGGGGACGCAAGCGAAAACUGUGAACGCGCACCGAAAGAAGUCGGACAUGACCUCUUUUCGGGACUAGUUAGACCUGUUCAGUACUAGGGAUUUUAUAGGUUUAGUUAGAAACAAUUACGUAAUGAUAGAACUAAGUGUUUAGUUUUGUGAAACAAUCAUUUUAUCAUCUCAUGGUACCGUCUCGCAUUCGACGAUGUUCGUUCUGUAUUACUCUUUUUCUUUCCGUUGAUUUAUAUCCGUUUCCUAUUACUUUAAUACCAGUGUUACUGUUCUACUUCAUUAACCGUGUGUUACCGUUCGGUAACACAGAUAACAGAAAGACAAUUAUUUGAUGAAAAAUAGAACAAACGGUGACGUACAUUCGUUAUAAGGAAUACAAAAAACCUAAAAUUAAUUUAUUAAAAUCAUUACUAUUCAAAAAACGUUAAAAUAAAAUCUUGUCAAACAUGA
Molecule: messenger RNA, 2096 nt
Organism: Aedes albopictus (Asian tiger mosquito)
Lineage: Eukaryota; Metazoa; Arthropoda; Insecta; Diptera; Culicidae
Gene: Rcc1
Product: regulator of chromosome condensation
Exons: 5
Coding region: 128-1669 (513 amino acids)
Cellular component (GO): cytoplasm
Molecular function (GO): guanyl-nucleotide exchange factor activity
Source: RefSeq, a predicted model, not a curated record